Messenger RNA from Symsagittifera roscoffensis, 1898 nucleotides. RefSeq names its product leucine-rich repeat-containing protein 27-like. The coding region runs from base 225 to 1754 and encodes 509 amino acids. NCBI's taxonomy places the organism in Eukaryota, Metazoa, Xenacoelomorpha, Acoela, Convolutidae. The transcript is spliced from 10 exons. The record is from RefSeq and is a predicted model, not a curated record. Gene Ontology annotation, molecular function: protein binding.
UUAAUGAAGAUUGAGUUUGAUAUAAUUAUUUUACAGAAAAGCAAAUGAUACUGACGACUUUUUGAAUUGCUUUAUCUGAAGUUAGAAAUUGGAACUGUGCGAAUGCUGCAUGCAUACUGAAAAGCCUGUCAGUGAAAUGACUAAAACUUGUUUAAGAUAGAAUAUGUUCACAAUUUGAAUUGAAAUGAUGUAAAUAGUCAAGGUAGUUAGUAAACUUGUAGAAAAUGGUGGACGCUUCGGGCGAUAUCGUUCAAACGCAGUCUUGUGGAACAAACGAUGAGUAUGCAGAUCCAAGCGACCCUUAUUCAAUUGACGAAUUGCUGAGUGCUUUCGCCCAAAUAGAUUCCCCUCUUUUGGACUUGUCCUAUUACAAACUAACAAAAGUGCCGGCCCAGUUAUUAUCGCUGUCACACAUUGAAUAUCUCUAUUUGUGCAACAAUCAGUUGAAGAUGUUGCCGGAUAAUUUUUUCGCUUGCUUGCCGAAUCUGAAAUGGCUAGAUAUGCGAUAUAAUCGAAUCACAGCUAUCCCGAAGAGCAUAGCAACUGCUAGAAAACUGGUUUCUCUUUUACUGGGCAAUAAUUGUUUGCAGUUCCUUCCUGUAGAAAUGGGUUCCCUAAAGACUCUACAGUCGCUGAACCUAGGGGGAAACUCCCUUCAGUUCCCUCCGCCGCACGUGAUCGAGAGGGGGAUGGGGGCUAUUGUGAAGUGUUUGAAACAAACUGAAGCCAUUUUGGCCCAGAGUGAAUUGGACUUGGAUUCACUGUCCGUCUCAGACCCGAACACAACUACACAGAUACUCGAAGAGAUGACUCAGCUUCACUUCCACAGUAUCCUUUCGGACUCUUCCGACGACGAAACAGUCGGUGGAAUGAAAAGCAGCCAGCGAGGUUCGAAUCUCGGCCACUCCAUGACCGGAGGAAUGGUCAGAGGCGGUUUUUACGCGAAUACUUCGAGUUACUCGGCAGCCACAGGAACCAAAAUUCACAGCAAUGGUGCUAAUUUGCAACAGCAACAUAAUUUCAACCGCUCUCAUAGUCUGAAACAAAGAAACAGACGCCCGAGUGACGAGUGGGCAGAGUUGGACGAGUUGAGGCCCCGAUCUGCCUCCCUUCAGAAGAGGAAGGACUUCGCUGACCUCAAGAAGGAAAAAAACAGCAGGAUAGAAAAAGCAGGCGCAUCUGGAAGAUUGGACACAGCUUCGAGAAUGGCCAAGGAGGUACAGGAUGCAAAACUGAGGGAGUUUAACAACAAAAUCGCUACAGAGGAACAGAAAAUGAAGGACAAAAUGCAAUUAGAUGGGUGGCGUCAAGACUUGCGAGAUGUUCAGAGACGCAACUACUACAAGCCAAAAGAACCUCCCUCCCAAAUGCUCUCAAGAACCGAGAAUUCUCCCUAUGCAGUGGAAAAGAAACACUUGAAGUUCAAGAACAGAAGAAACAUGUAUAAGGAAGACGACUCGAAUAAAACAGCUGCCAUGAAGAACAUGAUCUCGGAGGAGGCGAAGAAGGAGAUCGAACUAGCCAGAGCAGCCAGAGAUGCGGACCUGGAAAAGAGGAUCAAACUACACACUCUCAACAUCCAGAGGGCGGCUGCAGACAGGAAGAGAGGCCGACGAUCCAAUACCUUCAGUCGCCCCAACUCAGCUAAUAAUGUAUCGCUUACGAUUGAAGAGGCAAAACGCGAUCUGGAUAAGGCUCUACAGCUUCAGCGAGAAUUACACACCAGACAAACUGACCUAUCAAACUAUAUAUAAGUAUAACGAACUCAUGGUUUUUUUGUAAAUUAUUGAUUUGUGUACAUAUUACCUUGUUCAAAGUGUAGCUUAUGUACAAUAUUUAAGAAUUAAGGGAGCCUUUCAAAAAUUCACGUGUUUGAAGUGUUUGUAUCGGUAGCAAUG